CGAAGCUCGACCGCGGCCGCACGUCUUUCUCUCUUCGGACUAAAAUCCCACUUUAAGAGAAGAGCAACCUUUAGUCGAACAGCAGUUGUUGGACGGAAAGAAGAAAUUUAUUCUUCGGAGUCAAAUCCUGUGCAGACUCUUGGACUCCGUCCAACAACACUUUCCUCUUCCUGCGCUUUCUUGGACUUUUUAGCGUUUGUGCUGCAAAAGAUUCGGAGCAUAUCGACUGUGUCUUAUAAACUGUUCGACAGCCGCUUGCACAUCAAAGCAAGCCAAUAAAGUAUACGCCACUCCUAAAGUCUUGGGAGUUACAAGUACCACAUUGCUUGAGAAAUGGCACGUCCAGCAAAUCAAGAUCAGCUUUUUAGCAAGACACAGAUCCUAUUCUGUGUGAUUUGCAUGGUCCUGAUGCAGACUGAUUUUGUGCAGGCUCAAGAUUACCAUUGUGAAGUGGAAAUCAGCAGAAAAUGCAUCAGUAAGGUAACCUGGACCAUUCAAGAGAAGUAUGCUGAAAAAGGGAAGUCAUUCACUAUUGCCUACAGAACAACUGAAGGAAAGACUGACACCGCAGUCUUGCUGCACUACGUGGGGUAUUACCUGUGUGAAGCUGCGGGAGAGCACACCUGUGAUGAAGGCAACAACAGCACGUCCCUUAACAGAAACACUACGGCCUGUGUAACUAACAGAACAUACACAAUUGCCGCUGAUGGAGAGGAUGAUAUGCCUUGUACACCUGCACAAACUCAGACUGAGCCAUCUGGAUCGAAUCCCUGCAAAGACAAACAAAAUGCCACUGAUUGCUCUACUGACACACUUGCAGACAAUUAUGCAAUCAUUGGCAUUUCCUGUACCUGCGCUCUACUCACUUUAUUCGCAAGUGUGGUUUUCUUUUGGUGUUGUAGGCGACGAUACAGGAAACACAUCAAAAAUGACAUAGCGCACGCUACUGACCAAGAAGGCAAAGAGGAAACAGAAAAAGAAACUUUUCUGGCUGAGGUGGUGUAGAAUUAUGCAGGUGCAAAGCACCAGACAAGUUAGCACUUACACGACAACUUCACCUGCAACAGCUGAAGAAGCAUAGGAUCAAGGCUUCAUGGCCGAUACGAUUGAAUUUGAAGAGGUGAAGAAUGAAGAAAACAUGACAAAAAAGUCAUAGUACAUGAGGUUUCUCAAGUCAGACAUGAAGAUAUUAAUGAAAAUGCAUAUCAGCGUCUGAACUAAGAUGAUUAAAGAUGAGACAGUCUGCUGUAUCUGUCAGCCUUCAAAACGCGUCUCAGCAAAUGCGAUCUUACUGGAGACAAAAUGUUUCCCAGCGUGCGAGCUGUUCCUUGAAAAAAAGCUACACAACUGAAGUCGAAAAAGGACCAAAGUGAAGUUGAUGGUUACACAUUGCUAAAGUUGAUAACAAACGAAAAAGAAGUUUGUAUUGACGCCUUGUUGAAACAUGAGAUGACAAAAUAUCAACAUGUUGGCACAUUGCUAAAGAUGUUGAGGACAGAAUAUGAAGUUUGUAUUGAUGACCUGUUCACUCUUGUGACGACAAAAUUGAUCUUGAUGACGAUACAUUACAGAAGAUGAUGAGGACAAAAGAAGAAGAUUGUAUUAAUGCCUUGUUGAAACUUGCGACGUCAAAACUGAAAUUGAUGAUGACAAAGUAAGAAGUUUGUAUUGCUUGUGACGACAAAAUUGAAGUUGAUGAUAAACCAUUGCUGAAGUUGAUGAUGACAAACUAAGAAGUUUGUAUUGAUGCCCUAUUGAAACUUGCGACGACAAAAUUAAAGUUGAUGAUGAACUUUUGCUUAAGUUGAUGAUGACAGAAUAAGAAGUUUGUAUUGAUGCCCUAUUCAAACUUGCGACGACAAAAUUGAAGUUGAUGAUGACACAUUGCUGAAGUUGAUGAUGACACAUUGCUGAAGUUGAUGACAAACUAAGAAGUUUGUAUUGAUGCCUUAUUGAAACUUGCGACAACAAAAUUGAAGUUGAUGAUGAACCUUUGCUUAAGUUGAUGAUGACAGAAUAAGAAAUUUGUAUUGAAGCCCUGUUGAAACUUGAAACUUGCGACGAGAAAAUUGAAGUUGAUGAUGAACCAUUGCUGAAGUUGAUGAUGACAAACUAAGACAUUUGCAUUGAUGCACUAUUGAAACUUGCGACGACAAAAUUGAAGUUGAUGAUGAACCUUUGCUUAAGUUGAUGAUGACAGAAUAAGAAGUUUGUAUUGAAGCCUUGUUGAAACUUGAAACUUGCGACGAGAAAAUUGAAGACUUGAAACUUGUGACGAGAAAAUUGAAGUUGAUGAUGAACCAUUGCUGAAGUUGAUGAUGACAAACUAAGAAGUUUGUAUUGAUGCCCUAUUGAAACUUGCGACGACAAAAUUGAAGUUGAUGAUGAACCUUUGCUUAAGUUGAUGAUGACAGAAUAAGAAGUUUGUAUUGAUGCCCUAUUCAAACUUGCGACGACAAAAUUGAAGUUGAUGAUGACACAUUGCUGAAGUUGAUGAUGACACAUUGCUGAAGUUGAUGACAAACUAAGAAGUUUGUAUUGAUGCCCUAUUGAAACUUGCGACGACAAAAUUGAAGUUGAUGAUGAACUUUUGCUUAAGUUGAUGAUGACAGAAUAAGAAGUUUGUAUUGAAGCCUUGUUGAAACUUGAAACUUGCGACGAGAAAAUUGAAGUUGAUGAUGAACCAUUGCUGAAGUUGAUGAUGACAAACUAAGACGUUUGCAUUGAUGCACUAUUGAAACUUGCGACAACAAAAUUGAAGUUGAUGAUGAACCUUUGCUUAAGUUGAUGAUGACAGAAUAAGAAGUUUGUAUUGAAGCCUUGUUGAAACUUGAAACUUGCGAUGAGAAAAUUGAAGACUUGAAACUUGCGACGAGAAAAUUGAAGUUGAUGAUGAACCAUUGCUGAAGUUGAUGAUGACAAACUAAGAAGUUUGUAUUGAUGCCCUAUUGAAACUUGCGACGACAAAAUUGAAGUUGAUGAUGAACCUUUGCUUAAGUUGAUGAUGACAGAAUAAGACAUUUGCAUUGAUGCCCUGUUGAAUCUUGCGACGACAAAAUUGAUGUUGAUGAUGACACAUUGCUGAAGUUGAUGAUGACACAUUGCUGAAGUUGAUGACAAACUAAGAAGUUUGUAUUGAUGCCUUAUUGAAACUUUCGAAGACAAAAUUGAAGUUGGUGAUGAUUUAUUGCUGAAGUUGAUGAUAACAGAAUAAGAAAUUUGUAUUGAAGCCCUGUUGAAACUUGAAACUUGCGACGAGAAAAUUGAAGUUGAUGAUGAACCAUUGCUGAAGUUGAUGAUGACAAACUAAGAAGUUUGUAUUGAUGCCUUAUUGAAACUUUCGAAGACAAAAUUGAAGUUGAUGAUGAUUUAUUGCUGAAGUUGAUGAUAACAGAAUAAGAAAUUUGUAUCGAUGCCCCGUUAAAACUUGUGAAGACAAAGUUGAUGAUGACGACACAUUGUUGAAGAUGAUGAUCACACAUUCCUGAAGCCGAUGAUGAGAAACUAAGAAGUUUGUAUUGAUGCCUUGUUGAAACUUGUGAAGACAAAAUAUCAAAAUGAUGUUGGCAAUUUGGUGAGGAUGAUGAAGACAGAAUAUGAAGUUUGUAUUGAUGCCCUGUUGAAAUUUGCGACGACAAAAGUUGAAGUUUAUGAUCACACAUUGCUAAAGUUGAUGAUGACAGAAUAAGACGUUCAUAUUGAUGCCUUGUUAAAAGUUGCAACAACAAAAUAUGAAAAAUCAAGGUGGUAUAUUGCUGAAGAUCUGGAUGAUAAUUCUGAACUAGAUGUUGGCAUUCUGCUAUAGUUCAUGUUGACAAAUAUGAAGCUUGUGUUGGAAUAAAACUUUGGCUGAGACAAAUCUAAUGCUUUCAAGCAAAAAGAUGACUUGGAGAACAAAGACAUAAAUAUGAACUUGAUAAGGACGACCCAAGUAGAGACAUAAGAAAGACACUGAUGUUAAAGAUUAUGAGAUUUUUCAAUUGUAAAUGAGGACAAAACAUUGAUCUUUCUGAAGAAAAGAUACAAUUGAUGGUGCAUUGAGAAAUUUGAUAUCGGUGUAAUGUGGUACUAAAAUUGACUGAAAAGGACAGAUUUAAAGCUUUUGCUGCUGCUGCUGAUGAUGAUGAUAAUGGUGAAGAUGGAGAUACAAAAGUAAAGGACAUUCCUGCAGCAGAUUGAUAUUACUUUUAUAUUUUUGUAUAACUGAUUUUUUUUAAGUGAACUUUUAACAGUAAGGUAAGAAGUUUUUGAAUAAUGUCGUUAAGAAUUUAAAGUAUUUUAGUGUUCACACAUGUGCAUUGAUAUGUAUUGUUGAUUUAUUGUUACAUUUGAAAAAGUAUUGGAGUCUUGGUAAAUCCUAUGCUUUUAAAUAACAUACCCACACCCUAUCACACGCACUAACAUACACACACACCAUAAACACAUAACAGACACAUCCUAAACACAAUAUUAAUGUAGUUUUGAAGAUGUUAAAUUUGUGUAUUAUUUUCAUUUAUAUAUAUUUUUUGUAGUUUUAUGUAUUCAUAGAUUUAUCCUUUUUUGUUUUCACACUACUAAUUUUUGAUGGAUUGUUAAAGCUACUUAUAGGCUCUAAUAUUUAUAUAUAGCCUUAAUUACUAACUUUAAAUCACUGGUAGGGCUUGAAAUUUAAAAAAAUUAUUAAUUUGAACCUUUUAUUUUACAGAAAUAAAUCUUUUUUUUUUAAAAGAAAGGAACAUUAGGUGCAAUUGCCUUUAAUAAUAAAGAUUUUAUUUUUACCUUUAGUCCUUUGCUUUUUUUAUAUAGAGUACUGUGUAUAAAACACUAGGAUCUUAUUUGUCUAGGUAAUGAUACAAAUCAGUGUUCAGUUUGCGUUAAACGCCUCAGAAAUUAAGUGCCACACAUUGAAGUUUACCAGUGUCAUAUGUAGGUAUCCAGUAAACUAUAAUAAUUUUAAUAAUAUGUUGAUUUGUAUAAUGUUAAAUUUGUGUUUUUUGUAUUUUUUCGUAUAUAUAUUAUGUAGAUUUAUGUUUUUACAGAUUUAUCCUUGUUUGUUUUUACAGUACUAAUUUUUCAUGGACUGUUAUAGGCUCUAAAAUAUAUACAGGCAGUCCUCGGGUUACGUCAGCCCCGAGUUAGGAUGUUUCGUGGUUACAACAUAUGUCCCAUUGGCUGUUUAAAGCCUUAUUUCCACUUCAGUGGGUUUGUGUCGUAAACGUCGUCACGCAAACUUCGUGUUUUUUAUUACUGUUUAUUAUUCCUCUUUCAUUUCAUUAUUAAACUUAUUUUAUAUGUGUUUUUUGAUAAUUACUGUGUUAGGAUAGGAUUUACGUACAGUAUCUACGUUUAUUCUGACUUGCGAAAAUCAGUUUACGACGCGACGUAUGAACGGAACAACGUCGUAAGUCGAGGACCGCCUGUGUAUAUAUAUGUAGCCUUAACUUUAAAUUGCUGUUAGGGAAUAAAAUAAAAAAAAAUAAUUAAUUUGAACCUUUUCUUGCACAGAAAUAAAUUUUAUUUUUUAAGAAAAUGGAACAUUAGUUGCAGUUGCCUUUAAUAAUAAAGAUUUUAUUUUA
This is a messenger RNA of Pomacea canaliculata, 5555 nucleotides long. RefSeq lists its product as uncharacterized. Bases 334 to 1005 code for a protein of 223 amino acids. The transcript has 8 exons. Lineage: Eukaryota; Metazoa; Mollusca; Gastropoda; Architaenioglossa; Ampullariidae. The record is from RefSeq and is a predicted model, not a curated record.